CAGCACGCCACCCGACGGCGCGUUUUUCCCACGCGCUAAUCGCGGCCGUCUGUGAGAAUGUGAGAUGCACUCGCCGGCGGAAAAAGAAAUAAAAAAGCUGAAAAAAAUAGCAUCCAAUUUGUGUCGUAAGAGGUCAACACUCUACACCAACACUCAGCUGAGCCACAGUUAUCUGGCAUCAGAAAACUGCGCCGUUUGAUUUCUCUCCACUGCUUCGCCGCUCCACGCCUUCAUCUCCGGUUUAUUAAUCUCCAUUUGGAUGAUGAUUACACCGCCGACGCUCUGAUUUGGCUUCUUUUAUCCUGUUUUGAGACAGUUGAGGAGAUGAUUGGAACAAGUCAUCACUGCCAAUCCCUGUAUUAUUUAGUCUUUCUGGUGGCAGGAUUGUUGUUAUCGUUACAUACUGGGACGAUAACUGUGAAAGCCGAGGAUUCUUCAUCAAUCAUAUCUAGAUUUCAGGAUUACCUUAGAAUAAAUACUGCCCAACCCAACCCCAGCUACUAUGAAGCUGCUGAUUUCAUCAGCUCGCAAGCCAAGUCUCUCUCGUUGGAUGUCCAAAUCUUGGAGUUUGUAAAAGGCAAGCCACUGUUGCUCCUCAAGUGGGCUGGCAAGAACCCUGCACUCCCGUCAAUCCUACUCAAUUCCCACACAGAUGUGGUACCUGCAGAGCACCACAAGUGGAAUCAUCCACCUUUUGAAGCACACCUUGACCCCUCCUCUGGCCAUAUCUAUGCCCGGGGCUCCCAAGAUAUGAAGUGCGUGGGACUCCAAUAUUUGGAGGCCAUCCGCAAGCUCCAGGCUUCAGGCUUCCAUCCACUGCGCACUGUGUACCUCACAUUUGUGCCCGAUGAAGAAAUAGGCGGGCAUGAUGGUGUGGAGAAGCUUGCAGAUUCUGACACUUUCAAGAAUAUGAAUGUAGGGAUCGUUCUGGACGAGGGAUUGGCUUCUCCUACUGAGAAUUACCGGGUUUUCUAUGGGGAGAGGUCCCCCUGGUGGCUGGUGAUUAAGGCUACAGGUGCACCUGGUCAUGGGGCUAAGCUCUAUGAUAAUACUGCUAUGGAGAAUUUACUCAAGAGCAUAGAGAGCAUCAGGAGAUACAGGGCCUCUCAGUUUGAUUUGAUCAAGUCUGGACAUUUUGCUGAAGGAGAGGUCACUUCUGUUAAUAUGGUUUUCUUGAAAGCUGGAACCCCGUCUCCUACUGGCUUUGUCAUGAAUUUGCAACCAUCUGAAGCUGCAGCUGGUUUCGAUAUCCGAGUCCCGCCAACUGCUGAUGCAGCUGCCCUCGAGCGACGAAUCCUAGAGGAAUGGGCACCUGCUUCACGUAAUAUGACCUUCGAGCUGGGUCAGUUCAAGCAGAGGGCAACUAUGCAAGACAAGUACGGGAAGCCACUGAUUACCGCUUCUGACAGUUCAAAUCCGUGGUGGCGGCUGUUAGAGAAGGCAGUAAAAGACGCCAACGGGAAACUUGCAAAGCCGGAGAUCUUUCCUGCUGCAACAGACUCUCGCUAUUUCAGGGAGCUCGGCUUGCCAGCGAUUGGCUUUUCUCCUAUGGCAAACACUCCCAUUCUUCUUCACGACCACAAUGAGUUCUUGAACAAGGAUGAAUAUCUGCGAGGAAUCUCCGUUUAUGAAUCGAUCAUCAAAGCAUAUGCAUCUUAUGUUGAACCUACGAGGGAUGAAGCUUCGAGAGACGAGCUGUAACGAUGCAUCCAGCCGGUGCCGCCGCCUUCUCUCUCCGGCAAGGAAGUUGCAAGAAUGCAGCCUUCUGCAUACCGUCGCCAAGAACUUGCAACUCCAAAGUGUUGAAUGUGCAUUAAGGUAGUGUUUAAUAAAAUGAAUCGAUUUUCAGCACUUUGCAUAUGAAUAAUGAUGGUUGGAAAUAGAUUUGAACGAUAAACGUUUUUUUUCUACUUUAA
Salvia miltiorrhiza (redroot sage) is the source of this 1916-nucleotide messenger RNA. RefSeq lists its product as uncharacterized. Gene Ontology annotation, biological process: amino acid metabolic process. Gene Ontology annotation, cellular component: cytoplasm. The record is from RefSeq and is a predicted model, not a curated record. The transcript is spliced from 6 exons. Gene Ontology annotation, molecular function: aminoacylase activity. Bases 325 to 1701 code for a protein of 458 amino acids. NCBI's taxonomy places the organism in Eukaryota, Viridiplantae, Streptophyta, Magnoliopsida, Lamiales, Lamiaceae.